Molecule: messenger RNA, 660 nt
Organism: Argentina anserina (silverweed cinquefoil)
Lineage: Eukaryota; Viridiplantae; Streptophyta; Magnoliopsida; Rosales; Rosaceae
Product: citrate-binding protein-like
Exons: 2
Coding region: 1-660 (219 amino acids)
Source: RefSeq, a predicted model, not a curated record
AUGAGUGUCCUUAAUCACAUUUCUCUGGUAAGCUCAAGUUUUCUUCUUCUGCUAACGCAAUGGUCAAGCAGCUGGCCAGUAGAUCCAACCCUUGGCUUCACAAGUCUUCCAUUAAACACAUCAAACUUCCACAUCCACAAGCCAUAUAACUUGCCGGUAAGAAAUAGAUACAGUUUCAAACAUGGAGUGCACAAGAUGUGGGUCUACUUUAAGGACAAGCCCCUCUCUCGAAAUAGCACUACAUAUCCGCGAACAGAGAUCCGAAUUAGGGGGUACGACUAUUCUUCAGGUGUAUGGCAAUUCGAAGGAUACGGAUAUGUACCGUGUGGAACAGCCAAUGUAACCAUAAUGCAAGUGUUUGGGGCAAGCCCUCAUGCAACCACUCUAAUGCUUAUAGUUGGUUCAAAUGGAUCCCUAACAUACUAUAGGACUGAUGUCCUGGAUCCUUACAUCUACGACAGAUGGUUCAGAGUUAAUGUAAUCCACGACGUCUACGCCUCGCAUUUGAAGGUUUAUAUCGAUGGAGUUCUCAAGUUUGAGGCUCCCGGUCGCGGAGGAAAGUUUCAUUAUUUCAAAUGCGGCGUCUACUCUCAGCCCGAUGGUUCCUACUACAUGGAGUCUCGUUGGAAGGGGAUCAAGGUGCUCAGAAAAUGUGACUAA